AGAUAAAACUAGACGUAACAUGGUUUUAUUUUGUUGCUCGUAGCGGGGCUUCUGUGCGCCAUGCGCUUUGGAUUGGAGCAUCUACUGCCACUGCUGCUGCCGCUGCCUCUCCUCUGGAUCCACCAAGCUCUGGCCUCCAAUGCCGAAGGAAAUGCGCUCGCGGAGCUCAAGAGCAAGCUGUGGGAUCCCAAGAAUGCGUUGAGAUCUUGGGAUGCAAACCUCGUCAAUCCUUGCAGCUGGCUCUAUGUCGACUGCGAUAGCCAGCAGCGUGUCAUCACAGUAAUGUUGGAGAAGCAAGGCCUCUCGGGGACUCUCUCGCCAGCACUUGCGGAUUUGCCCAAUCUGCAAAACCUGUACUUGGCUUUUGGAUCACAUGGUUUUGUUUUUAAUGGCUCUCUUUUCCUCAGAAGGAUGAAAGGGAAUUUGAUCUCGGGUUCUCUUCCGCCACAACUGGGAACACUGCAAGGUUUACUGAAUCUUGACUUGUCUGCGAACAACUUCACUGGAAGCAUUCCGUCAACGCUCACCAAUCUUACGAGCUUAAGAACCUUGCUUCUGAACAACAACAGCCUGACCGGAAGCAUCCCUUCUACGCUCACUCUCAUAUCCAGCUUGCAGUUUCUAGACGUCUCGUAUAACAACUUGAGUGGACCACUCCCACCCAAAGGGACGAUCAGUGAGUUCAACUUGCUAGGGAAUCCAGAUCUCUGUGGUGCUAAGGUAGGAACGCCUUGCCCGGAGUCGAUUCUUCCGAGCUCUAGAAGACGUGGGCUUAACAUUGGAGCUGUCAUUGGUGGCAUUGCUGCGGGGGCUCUGUUUUUACUGCUCUGUCCCUUGCUGGCUGUCAUUGUGUGGAGAAAGCACCGUGGGCCAAAAGAGGUGUUUUUUGACGUUGCUGCGGAAAAUGAUCCUCAUGCCACCUUUGGACAACUUAGGAAGUUUACUCUCAGGGAACUCCAAAUUGCAACAGACAAUUUCAGCGACAAGAACGUCCUGGGACAGGGAGGAUUUGGGAAAGUGUACAAAGGCAGCUUGGAAAACGGCAAACUCGUUGCCGUUAAGCGCCUAAGAACAGACCAGAAUAUUUCAGCUGGAGGAGAACACGCAUUUCAGACUGAAGUUGAGAUCAUUGGCUUGGCAGUCCACCGCAACCUACUUCGCCUUGACGGAUUUUGCAUCACUCCUUCGGAGCGGAUCUUAGUCUACCCGUUUAUGCCCAACGGGAGCGUUGCUUCCCGCUUGCAUGACACCACGGGGAGCAAAACGUUGGACUGGGAAACGAGGAAGCAAAUCGCUCUGGGUGCUGCUCACGGUCUCCGUUACCUUCACGUACACUGCAGCCCCCGGAUCAUUCACCGUGACGUGAAAGCUGCGAACGUUCUACUGGACAAAGAUUUCCUGGCGGUGGUGGGCGAUUUCGGUCUUGCAAAGCUCAUUGACACCAAGAACACACACAUCACCACCAACGUCCGAGGGACUCCCGGCCACAUUGCUCCGGAGUAUCUGUCCACAGGCAAGUCGUCGGAGAAGACGGACGUGUUUGGAUAUGGAGUUUUGAUGCUGGAGCUUAUAACGGGGAAGCGGGCUUUCGAUCUAGCCAGGCUGUUUGACGAUGACGACGUGAUGCUUCUCGACUGGGUGAAGAGAUUCCAGCAGGAAGGUAGACUGAGUGAGCUCGUGGAUCCCAAGCUGAGGCACUCGUACCAGCCAAACGAAGUUGAGAAACUCACCCAGAUUGCUCUGCUCUGCACCCAAGCGUCUCCCAGCGACCGUCCAAAGAUGGUGGAGGUCGUGUCGAUGCUGGAAGGGGACGGCCUCGCCGAGAGGUGGGAAGAGUGGCAAAAGGUUCAGGUGCUGAGAAGAGAAGAGGUGGAUGUUGGCCACAAGCAGCUGGACGAGUGGAUGAUGAUUCAGGGAGAUUCCUCCAACUUGGAAGCGAUUGAGCUCUCGGGUGCGAGAUAGAAUCCAGUUACGUUCUCCCAAGUUGAUCUCCUCAUCAUGUAAAAAGGACGACAUCGAGGUACAGAUUGCAGGAAUCAUAUAAUAGGUGAUUUUAUGCUUGUCAAACAAAAUCCAACCCUGCUUGGAUUUUAAAAACUUUGUACACUUGGAAAUACUAAAUAUUUACCAGUC
Messenger RNA from Selaginella moellendorffii, 2133 nucleotides. Its product is annotated as LRR receptor kinase BAK1. Gene Ontology annotation, molecular function: protein binding; protein kinase activity; ATP binding. Lineage: Eukaryota; Viridiplantae; Streptophyta; Lycopodiopsida; Selaginellales; Selaginellaceae. The record is from RefSeq and is a predicted model, not a curated record. Bases 61 to 1962 code for a protein of 633 amino acids. Gene Ontology annotation, biological process: protein phosphorylation. The transcript is spliced from 10 exons.